AUGAACAGUGCGAACAUAAAAGACGUCAGAGAUUAUUUCUCCGUAAGGCUAAGUCUCUUCACGGUUUUUAAAGGUGGUCAUGGGAGUGAUGUCCAAGGGAGGAGGCGGCGUCGUCAUAGGCAGAAGGACCGCGCCGUCGCCCCCGGGGAGGCUGCCUCCUCCCCCCCGGGGGAAGAAGCCAACGACAGCGCCGCGAACACCGCUAACCAAGGUAACCAAGCUAACCAGGAUAACCAGGCUAACCAGGAUAACCAGGCUAACCAAGCUAACCACGCUAACUGCGCUGACUGCGCUAACAGGGCGAGUGGCCCGAAGGGGGGGGACAAAACGGCGUUGCUGCGCAAAAUGAAGAGGCUGGAAAAAUUCAAGUACCUCCAGAGGAAGAGGAAAAAGAAGCACCUGAGCAUGCCAGCGGAUGGCAAGGAAAGAGUUCACUCAGGAAGGGGGGACUCAAAAAGGAGAGUGCCCCCCAUGCAGUCGAAAGGACCUACCGCCAAAGUACGGGCAGGUUUAACAAGCGGUAUAAGCGGUGUGAGUGGUGUAAGCGGCGUGAGCGGUGUGAGCGGUGUGAGUGGUGUAAGCGGUGUGAGCGGUGUGUGCGGUGUGAGCGGUGUAGACUCCAAGUCGAGUCGCAAUAGAAGGACAAAACCGCGAAAUGGGAAGUAUGCGCACGAGGAAAAAAUCCAGAGUGACGAAUUUGAAGCCAUUUGCUAUCUUCUUAUAGACAAGGAGUUUUAUAGCCACCCGGUCAGUGUCACCUGUGGAGGCUUCGGCAGGAGGGAAAGCCACCGUGCUAGGCAGCUUAGUAACAAAGGUGUGAGCCAUUUGGGGAAGGACUUCAGGAAAUCCACAGGAGUGAAAAAGGACGAGUGGAAAAAUUAUGAUGAAAGAAUCGCCGAGGAUCUGGCGCAUAUGUUAUGUACGCCCGACAGGGACAGUUCCGCGGCAGGGAGGAGAGAGGCAGGGAAGAGAGAGGCAGGGAAGAGAGAGGCAGCGAGGAGAGAGGCAGGGGAAGGCGACCAAUUCUGUGAAAAUCCCUUGGGGGGUAAUAAUCCGUCCAGUGGAGGAGACCCCCCCACAGGUACCACCGCUAAGUGUGACAUUAGCCAUGAUGACCACUCUGAUGACUCCUCGGAGGAGAAACACUUCACAACGAUGCCCAGAAACAGAAAAGCCAAAUCGAUACGAAGGAAUCUACACACAAUUAAUCGAACCCUGAAUUACCCUAUUAGGCAUUCCCAGCUGAGUCCAAACAGCUACUUAUUUUUUCUCAUCCAACAUAGGAAAAAAAAAGAGCAGAAAUUUUACACCUACUGCAGAGUGUUUUCCCCCAGUGGUGUCAUUAAACAGGGACUUCAAAUUAAAAAGCUGUAUCAUCUCAGGAGGAAGGAAAAAGUGGAGGAUGUUAUUACCUCUGCAUUGAGGAAUAAAAUUGCUCACAUGGAUGAUAACAGUUAUAGGAGGGGUACAUCCUACCAGGGGAUCGUUUCCUUUUUGCAAGAAAAUUGCGUUUAUCGCGAUUUGUUGUGUUUGUACAGUCGCUCUCGAAGGGGAAGUGCUCACAGAAGAGGGCAGUGCCAAACGACACGACCAUUUGGUAUGCCCCAUAAGAGGAGGAAACCCUCCCCGCCGCCAUGGAAGUGAAUGGAGGGAAAAACCCCGGAGAAGGAAAAAAAGCGAAAUGAUAUAUUCGACCAUAUGAACAGGUACGCAAGUCGAAUCAGCCAAAACAUCCACCUAGCGAACAGAAGCAGAUACGAUGAUUACCCAUUUGAUUUCUCUCUCCAUAAAGGAGAAGGAGGAUUGCAUAACACAGUAGAUGCAUCUCCAGCCAUGCAAGAAAUAAAAACAAUAAACACAAUUCUGAACACCCCAGUGAUUAAGCUAAAUGAAGAAGAGAAAAAGUGCCUCUGGAAAUUCCGCUUUCAGCUAGUAAACAGAGAAGGAGUUUUGGGGAAAUUCCUCAAAAAUGUCAAUUGGGAUAAUCAAAAAGAGAAGGAUGAAGCAACUGAGUUGCUAAACUGUUGGUCUAAACCAUCUUUGGAAAACUGCCUUGAGUUAUUAAAUAGCCAUUUACAACGAACAGUAAUUAAGAAGUAUCUAAUGCAAAUAAUUGGUCAGGCGAAAAAAGAUCAGCUGAAAUUGUAUCUAUUCCAACUAGUUCAGAGUCUCCGAAUUUUCAAUCAUGAACCAAUUGAUGAUCUAUUUAUGAACACCUUAAUUAAUAAAUGCAUCACUUCGAAGAAGCUUUCCAUUUUUCUCCACUGGUUUUUGUUAAGUGAGACAAAGGAUGAAUGCAAAGGGAAUCUGUUUAUUCAUAUUCAUAAGCUAUUUAUUACCAAGUUAAUGACAUCCAAUUUGAGAAAAAAGAGAAGAAUUUUAUCGAUUUUGAAAAAUCAGAAUAGAUUUAGGAACCAGUUACUUUAUCUUACUAAAAUUGCGAAAAGGAAAUCUGAACGGAUUCAUAACAAAACGAAGAAGUUGAGGCAGUUCCUAUUUUGCUAUCGCCAGAAUUACGGAUGCGUUGUCAUUAAAGACUUCAUAAAGAAUAACAUUUUCGUGUCGGACAACGAGGUCUACGACUUUGUCUCUCCCCGGGGGGCGCGCCAGGGAGCUGCCUCGGGAGAAGUGGAAGCGGAGGCAGGGGCAGGGGCAGAGGCAAAGGCAGGGGCAGACGACCUUGCGGCGGAACACGUGGGCCAGAAAGACGCCCCAGACGCCGCCACCCCUGACCACGCCACCCCUGACGACGACGCCGACUCAGUGCACCACCAGAGCGACGUGCGCAACUCCGUGUACUACCUAAACGGAGAGCUGAGCAUCCGCGCGGACCCGGGGGCAGACGCCUACUGCUUUCAGUACGAACCCCGGGGUGCGCACACCUCUCAGGGGACUCUGUCCGCCUCCCACAGGGCAACCUCGGAGAUCAGCACGGAGGACAGCAAAACUGUCAACUACAUAGACGACUCCAAGGGGGCCCCUAUCGAGAGAAACAGAGAUACUUCCUUUUUCUCCAACCUCCUACAGCUAAAUGAAAACUUCGAUUUCUUCCUGAGCGCGACGUACAGCGAUGAGGAUAACAACAUCGACAUCCUGGAUGACUCGAUAAGUCUCGUAAGGAAGCAGAAGAUAAAAAGAAUCAGAGCUCCGUUAAUUCUACCCAUUGAUCCAGACAUCGAAUUUUUGAGUUUCCUACCUGAACAGUCAUACGUGUUGCGAUCGUCUCUGUACCCAAUUGUAAUAGCUUGCCUGGUCAGAAAAAAAAUUAAAUUGGCACAUGAGCAUUUCCACAAUUUGAUAAUUAAUGAUCAAAAAUAUUUGAAAAAAAAUUUUUUAAAAUCUCUUUAUAGCUCCUUCGACUGUGCAUCUGAUUUUGAGCGUCACUACAGAAAAGUGAAGUGGGAAGGGAGGAACAUUUUUUAUAAUGGCAGGAAGGUGGAGAAAGCCGCUCCCCCUCCAAACGUAGGAGUGGUGAUCCACCACGAGUCGGAAGGUAACCCACACAGUAAACAGCGCGUAAAAAAAUACAACGAAAUAUACGAACUCUCCAUUAAGAAAUAUAUUUACAAAGCAGGAGAUGAUUUGAGACAAGACCAGCUGGUCAUACAAAUAAUAUGCAUCAUUGAUAACAUAUGGAAACGGUAUGGACUAGAUUUGAAGUUAACUCUUUACAAAGUGCUUGCCCUCUCCACAGAUGAUGGAUUUAUCGAGUUUGUGAACUAUGCAGAAUCUAUAUCUUCUAUUAAAAAGAAUUAUAAAGGAGAAAUUAGACAAUACUUCAUGGAGAUGGGUACCGAUCCCAAGUCUCCCCUCGGAUUUGAUGUCACCAUUUUGGAAAAUUUCAUCUCCAGCUGUGCAGGAUAUAGUGUCAUCACUUACUUACUUGGCAUAGGAGAUCGACAUUUAGAUAACCUCAUGGUUUCACGAGAUGGUUGUUUUUUCCACAUUGACUUUGGGUACAUAUUUGGAGAAGACCCCAAGCCGUUUUCUCCCCCCAUGAAAUUAUGCAAAGAAAUGAUCGAGGCCAUGGGUGGAGCUCAUAGUGUAGGCUAUGAACAGUUUUUGAAGAAGUGCUGUCUGGCGUAUAAGUACCUGCGCUAUCACUCCAAGUUAAUCAUUAGCCUGCUGGACUGCAUGUGCGAGUCUGGAUUGAAGGACAUGAGAAUGAGCCCCGAGUUGUGCGUGCUCAAGGUUCAGGAAAAGUUCAGACUGGAUUUAAACGACGAGGCUGCGGAGGUUUACUUCUUGAGUGUCAUCAACGCCUCCGUCAAGACGCUCUUCCCCGUCGUGGUGGACAAGCUGCACGAGUGGGCCCUCAACUGGAAGUGA
This is a messenger RNA of Plasmodium cynomolgi strain B, 4329 nucleotides long. RefSeq names its product phosphatidylinositol 3-kinase. NCBI's taxonomy places the organism in Eukaryota, Apicomplexa, Aconoidasida, Haemosporida, Plasmodiidae. The coding region runs from base 1645 to 4329 and encodes 894 amino acids. Gene Ontology annotation, molecular function: 1-phosphatidylinositol-3-kinase activity. Gene Ontology annotation, biological process: phosphatidylinositol-mediated signaling; phosphatidylinositol-3-phosphate biosynthetic process; autophagy of peroxisome. The record is from RefSeq and is a predicted model, not a curated record. Gene Ontology annotation, cellular component: phosphatidylinositol 3-kinase complex, class III, type II; cytoplasm; membrane. The transcript has 5 exons.